AUGCCGUACAACGACGACGAAUGGCAUGGCCGAGAGAGCGGCUGUGAAAAGAGGGCUCCUCCAAGGCCCUCUCUUGAAGAAGUCCUUCGGCUCGUGGAUGCUCCGGAGAGGGUAGAGAGACGAUUGCGGAUGACUGAUGACCAACGCAUCCGCUGCCACAAACUGCUGGAGGGAUUCGCUCGCACAGCCUACAGAGUGCUGGAGGACGAAGGUUGUGAAAUUGCAGAGGGCAUAUAUGUUGGAGGGUCCUUUGGGCGUCGAACAGCGCUCAACUACAAGCUUGAUGCCGAUAUUGUGAUCAUCGCGGAGGAUUUUGACGUGCACCAGGCACAGCAUGAUUACAACAAUGGUGCACUCAACUGGCACCAGGGUAUCGUGCUAGACGGCCUUCAGCAGAAAUUCAGACGCGGGUGCGAAUAUGUAGCUGGCUCGCCAUGGUGUUUAAAGCUGAAGGCCGGAGAGUUCUUGCGUGUCGAUCUGAUCAUUACUGGGAACCCAGAAUGGACACAUGAACGUCACAGGGGCUUCUCGGGCGCAGAUUCUCAGAAUGUUGAUCGGCAGAUCCUUAGCUUCGCGAUGAGACAUCCUGAGUAUCGUGCCCUGGUCCUUGUCGCAAAGCAUUGGAGGAAUCUCGACAGCAGGGCAACUGGUAUUACAUCAUACCACUUGGAGUUACUAUGCAUGGAGGCUGUCAGGCAAUGUGGGUCCAAUGUGCGUGAUCAAUUCCGGUGCCUACUUGAGCGCUUUGCUUCUGGAGACACUGCCGUCAACAAUCCAAACAGAUUCAAUCCGAAAGUUUUAGAGUCUGGGCGACGAGUUGCUGCAGACUUGGCCGAUUAUGCCGCAGAGACACUAGAUUAUUAUCGCAGGCAUCUCCGUCCUGGCAACCGGACAGCAUGUCCUCUUUGUGGCGAGCGCCGUUUCCUCAACGGCAGUGGGGCCGUGGCCCACUUGGAGUCUGGAAGCUGUGUGAAGUGCCGCGGCCAAGAAAAUGCCCAGAAGACCAUCUACGACUUCAUGGGUGGAAGCAGGCAGACGCAGCAGUACUUGACGCCAAUGAUCACGAAUGGAUCCCACGGCCACGGGUCCAGUGGAUACCAGGCAUAUCAGUGCACGCACUGCGACAGGACCUUCGCAAAACUUAGUGCGCUGAUGCAGCACAUGCAAGACAGACACCAGAAGACUUUGCACGCCUUGGGGUUUUGA
Messenger RNA from Symbiodinium sp. CCMP2592, 1206 nucleotides. NCBI's taxonomy places the organism in Eukaryota, Dinophyceae, Suessiales, Symbiodiniaceae. The record is from the annotation of a GenBank genome assembly.